CUUUCGAAUUGUCCACCAAAGCGGAUGCCACAGAUCUAGACUAACAAUAAAAAAUACCCUUAAAAACAAAAACAACAACAAUUUACAAUUGCAAACAACAAGAACAACAAAAGCAACAACUAUAGCAACAGCUCAAUAUAAUAAUUUUCGCUGCAAAAAAAAAAGUUAUGUAUGUCGCUUUUUAAAUCGUUUUUGUAUGCAAAAAAAAAAAAAUAAUUCAUCGGCUGCGAAAGUUUAUUCUCCUAAAUGCUUGUCCUGGCGUGUCCUGCCAUUGGCUUGACUCAACUUGCUGCCCUUGUUUUUUUUCCCCACAGUUUUUCUUGCUGCGAUUUUUUUGUCUUUGCACAACAAACGCAUCACAAAAACAAUUAACAACUCGAGCUCGCGAUAUUCAAAGGCAACAAUAACAAACAAUUGGCAGAAUCCUGCAUACCCACAAGAUGGCCUAAAGGCAACGUUUCAGCCACACCCCGUAUUAACAAGGCCAAAAGGGUCGACAAGCUAUGCAGCUGCUGGCCACCACUGAGAGUCAUCUGUUAGCAAAAUUUGAAUUUAUGUAGCACAUCACAUAAAUCACAAAACAGCCUCAGAAAACACAUUUCUGUAAGACAGCAGCUGAAAAGAGCGGGGGAGAGAGAGAGCGAGUGAAAGAGAUAAAGCUAGUGGAAAAUAGCAUGCAAUUAGCAACAACAACAACUGUGCCACAACAUGGAUAAGAAAUCAAAAACAAAAUCUAAAACGAAAGGCCUUAAGGCAAACAAGGAGUCAAGCACUAAACUUGAUGUGGAUCUAUGGGAGCAAAAUGAGGAUCGUUUCACCAGCUGUGAAUUUAAUACGGAGCGACGAGCCAACAAAUUGCCACACAACAACAAGGCAGCUUCGGCAUCCGGAGCAGGUGGUGCUAAUGUUGGUGUUGGUGUUGGUGUGGUAUGUCCUGGUAAUGCGACGGCAUUAACAUUGACAGCUUCGGGGUCAGCUUCAGGCAAGGAGGUAACAACGCCACAGCUGAGCACCACGCCCACAGCCAUAAGCAUUGCAGGAUGCGCCUCUGGAACAGCGCUGGUCACCCUUGACUCGGAUGCGGUGACCAUUGAGACAACCGAACCGGAACGCGGCAACUGGACGGGACGCUUUGAUUUUCUGCUCUCGCUGUUGGGUUACUCUGUGGGACUGGGCAACGUCUGGCGAUUUCCCUACCUGUGCUAUAACAAUGGAGGCGGCGCCUUUCUUAUACCCUUCACCAUAAUGCUUAUCAUAGCGGGUCUGCCGCUGAUGUUCAUGGAGCUCUCCUUUGGCCAGUAUGCUGCACUUGGUCCAGUGGCCAUCUAUCGUCGAUUCUGUCCGCUCUUUCGUGGACUGGGCACCGGCAUGAUUAUUGUUUCGGCCAUUGUUAUGCUGUAUUAUAAUCUUAUCAUUGCCUGGACCAUUUUCUAUAUGUUCGCCUCGUUUCGCACCCAGCUGCCGUGGCAGAAUUGCGAGCCCGAAUGGAGCACAGAGAAUUGCUUCUCCUACGUAUUGGCGGAUCAGUGUGAGGCUCUCAAUGGAACAUACUACCUUCGCAAAUGUUACAAUGCCACAUUUUCCGAGGAGCACAAUAUUACCGAAAUGGCACUGCAUGCCCUAAAACGUCCACCAGCCGAAGAGUAUUUCAACAACUACGUCUUGGGACUGUCUUCAGGUAUUGAAGAAACGGGCAGCAUUAAGUUUUCCUUGGCCGCAUGUCUUUUGAUUGCCUGGGUGAUUGUCUUUCUGUGCCUUUGCAAGGGUGUGCAAUCGUCGGGCAAGGUAGUCUACUUUACGGCAUUAUUUCCGUAUCUGGUACUCGUCAUACUCUUCUUCCGGGGCGUAACAUUACCAGGUGCUAGCACGGGCAUAUUGUUUUAUCUGACGCCAGACUGGAAGCAACUGGCCAAUGCUCAAGUAUGGGGAGAUGCCGCUGUGCAGAUAUUCUUUGCAUUAAGUCCUGCCUGGGGUGGUCUCAUUACAUUAUCUUCAUACAAUAAGUUCUCCAAUAACUGUUAUAAGGACUCACUUAUUGUGGCCUUUUGUAAUAUUGCCACUUCAUUCUUUGCUGGACUGGUGAUAUUUUCAAUUAUUGGGUUUCUGGCUCACGAGCUUGAUGUGGAGGUUAAAAAGGUUGUGGAUCAGGGUGCUGGAUUGGCUUUCAUUGUGUAUCCGGAGGUGGUUACACGUCUGCCCAUCUCACCAGUCUGGUCGGUGCUGUUCUUUGUCAUGCUGCUCACUCUUGGCUUAGAUUCGCAAUUUGCUCUGAUGGAAACUGUAACUACUGCCAUUUUGGAUAAGUUUCCGAAUCUGCGACAAUACAAAACUUGGGUUGUACUCUUUGUUGGCAUAUUUGGUUAUAUCGGUGGCUUAGGAUUUACUACAAAUAGCGGAAUGUACUGGCUUCAGUUAAUGGAUAAAUAUGCUGCCAAUUGGUCCGUGCUGUUGAUAGCCAUAAUGGAGUGUGUGCUAAUCGCCUGGAUUUAUGGAUCGCAGCGUUUUCUUAAUGAUAUACAGGGCAUGAUUGGCAAGCGUUCACGUUUAUGGAACUGUUUCUGGGGCGUUAUGUGGCGCUAUAUAACGCCAGCAACACUCCUGUUCAUUCUGUUCUUCAACUGGGUGGAGUAUAAGCCCGCUCAGUAUGGUCAUUACGUGUAUCCCAUGUGGGCGGAUGCUGUUGGCUGGAUUGUAGGUCUUUUGCCGGUCUUUGUCAUAUUUGUGGUGGGUGUGCAGCAAGUCUGCAAGGCUCCUAAGCAUUUGAGCUUCAAGGAUCGCCUGAAGCAUCUGUUGCGACCCACAGCCGAAUGGGGACCCGCUGGUCGACCCUGUGUCAAUUUGCAUGCUGAGCGUUAUCAGAGUCAGAACUACGAUGGAGUAACCAACACUCAAAUACUGAUAAGUGGAGCACCUUUGGAUGUGAUGCCAUAUGAGGAUGCAGAAAAUGGUGGCAAUGCCAACGAUAAUGGGAAUGGCAAUGGCAAUGGCAAUGGGAACGGCAAUGGCAAUGGCAAUGGCAGCGACAAUGGCUAUCGGGAUGAUGCAAUGCAACUCUGAGAGCGAGUUAGUGCAUCCUCGUCUGCGAUGGCCAGCGUUGACACUAAUGUGCCCUUGGCAGCAUGUAAGGUGAGGAUACCAGGUCCGAGCAUAUUGAAAACAUCCACCAGACACAGCAGCAACAACAGUCAGCAAACACAACCCGAAAACGGUCGCCAUAAGGCGUUACCGGAAGUGAGUGCCAGCAAACAGCCGCUUAUCGAAGCGGAUAGUGUGCAUUUGCCAACUGCCAAGAAACAAGCUACGCCAGCAACACCAUCAGCCCCAUCAUCAGCAGCAGCAACAGUUGCAGCCACCACAAAGGUGUUGUCCACAGGCACGAUGAGCAGCGGACGAGAGUGCAACACAAUGUCCUCUUUCGCUGCAGGAGAUAUGGUUAUGCCCCAGACAGCAGCAGCACCUGUUGCCAGCACACAAGUGAGAGCACCAACAACAACUAGCAAUAUUGCUGCUGUGCCAGCUGGCUCCAAGCCAAACACAGCAUUAUCUACUUUUAUGCCAACCACAAAGCCAAUAACAACUGCUGUUGCUGGUAAUACCAGCAAAAUGGCAGCAACAGAUGUAAAUGUGUGUGUUGCCAACACAACAGCAAUCAAUGGCAAGGUUGCCGAAACUGCCACAACUGCAGCAAUUCAAAACUCACAUAUUGCAACCACAAUAAACGUGUCGACAAAAUUGCAGCCAAGUGUAACUGUUGCUAAUAAGACAAUGCAGCCAGCGGUAACAGUUGCUGCUGUCAAAACAGCAACAUCAAUGACAGCCGCUGAUAACUCACAAAUGAUGUCAACAAAAAUAGCUACAACAAUAUCACAGCCAGCUGCAACUGCUGCUGCCAAAACUGUAGCUUUACCAGCUACAACUGUUGCUGCUAUAUCAGCAAUAAGUGUCAAUGUUGUCAGUACAACUGCUGCUAAAAAGCCUCAAUCAGUCACAAUGUCAACGGCUGCCACAAAACCAACAGCAGCUUCAUCAACAAAAGCAACACCUACAGCACCAAUUGUUGCCACAAUAACAACAGUUGCCGCCAGCAAAACGAAAGCUUCAAUUCAAAAUGCUGCAACUACCAAAGCAGCAUCUGUUGUCCCGACAGCAACAGUUGUCGCCAGCAAUACGUCAGCUUCAGCUCAAAAUGUUGCAACUACCAAAGCAGCAACUGUGACAGCAACUGUUGCUUCAACAACCACAACCAUAGUUGCCGCCAACAAGUCACCAACUGUUGCCACAACAACUACAGUUGUUGCCAGCAAUGCGUCAGGUUUGGUUCACAAAGUUGCAAUUACUAAAUCACCAACAGUUGCUGCCAGCAUUACUUCAGCCGCCAUUCAAAAGGUUGCAACUACAAAAGCAGCAGCCAACCAACCAACCACAACGGCUGGAAAAGCUGCAUCUGCAACACCAACAGUAGCUGUUACAGCAACAACAUCCGUAAAGAACGCGGUCCACAAGUCGGUAGACAAACCGGCAACAGGCACAUCAGCAACAUCCAAGUCGACAACAUUAAUUGCAGCAAUAUCAAAGCCAUCAACAACAACAACAUCAACAGCAAAGGCCACAACAUCAACAGCAGCAACAACAUCGUCAACUUUCAAGCCUCAAACAAACAAGACACCCACAACGACAGCAGCCAGCAGCAACAUGUCACCAGAGAACAGCAAAACAGCAACGACAACAAAGCCAACAACCACAAGCCCAACAAAGACAACAAGUAAAACCAUAAAAACAACAACUGGCUCAAGUAUGACAGCAGCAGCAACAAGCAAAUCAUCAGUAACAUCAAGUAAAACGAAAUCACCUGCAAAACCUAAGAAAUAAACUGGAUGCAAAUCUCAAAGCCGCUCAAAACGUAGUUCCAAUAAUGAACACUAUUUUUCUAAGUACGUAUAUGUAUUGUGUAAGAAGUCGAGCUAAGCGAUAAGUCGUUGUUAAACUAAUAUAUAUAUGUUAUAUUAAUAUAGAUGUUUAUAUAGAAUACAGAUUUUAUAAAUAUUUAUUUUGAUUAUAUACUAUUACUUUGGCAGCGAACAAAAAUAAAAAGUGACGGAAUUUUGCAACAUUUUUGAGAACUUUAAUAGUUACCAGAGAACUACUGACGAACAUUUGCCAAAAAAUAAAUAUAAAAUUGUUUCCUAAAAGCAGACUUAAACAAUGAAAUGAAAUCAAAAACGCAAAAAACCAAAAUACUUCAAUGUUUCCUAGCAAAUACACUUAACAGUAGUAUUCACCACAAAUGUACCUACAUAAUAACUAUAUUGUAUAGUUCCUUACUAUCUGAUUUGUGCGCUCUAUAUUCAUUAUGUUGCAUUAGCAUUAUGUUAAAAAACUCAUUGCAAUUACCAAAAAAGUUAACGUAGUUGUUAGAUAUGCAUUAAAUUAAUUGUUCAAAAUGUCUCGUUUGAUUGUUGUGCGAAA
This is a messenger RNA of Drosophila innubila, 5466 nucleotides long. RefSeq names its product sodium- and chloride-dependent glycine transporter 1 (gene GlyT). Gene Ontology annotation, biological process: sodium ion transmembrane transport. NCBI's taxonomy places the organism in Eukaryota, Metazoa, Arthropoda, Insecta, Diptera, Drosophilidae. The transcript is spliced from 11 exons. The record is from RefSeq and is a predicted model, not a curated record. The coding region runs from base 709 to 3057 and encodes 782 amino acids. Gene Ontology annotation, cellular component: membrane.